AUGAUGGUGGUGGUAGUUGCGAUGAUGUUGGUGCAGGAAGUAGUGAGGGUGUUGGUGUAUCAACUUAAUUAUAUUUUAUAUUUGGUUUCCUCAUUGCAUGGUAUGCACACCAAAGGAGAAUUAACAGACAUAGACAACCUAAGUGAAGAGGUGAUUGAGAAUGUGCUUGACAGUUUCCUGGAAGACUUGAAAAAAGGGAAUCUUGAAUUUGGAGGCUGGCCAUUAAUGUUACCAUCAUACAGCAUAUCCAAAGUUGCACUGAAUGCAUACACAAGGGUUUUGGCCAAGAAGCACACUGGAAUGCGCAUUAACUGUGUUCAUCCUAGUUAUGUAAAAACCAAUAUCAAUUGGCAUACAGAAGUUUUGAAGGUCGAAGACGUAGCGAAAAGUCCGGUGAUGCUUGCUUUUCUCCCACCCAGUGGACCUAUGGGUUGCUACUUUGAUCAAACCACCAUGGCUGAGUUUUGA
Messenger RNA from Dioscorea cayenensis subsp. rotundata (Guinea yam), 468 nucleotides. Its product is annotated as (+)-neomenthol dehydrogenase-like. The record is from RefSeq and is a predicted model, not a curated record. The transcript has a single exon. Gene Ontology annotation, molecular function: oxidoreductase activity. NCBI's taxonomy places the organism in Eukaryota, Viridiplantae, Streptophyta, Magnoliopsida, Dioscoreales, Dioscoreaceae. Bases 1 to 468 code for a protein of 155 amino acids. Gene Ontology annotation, cellular component: membrane.